AUGUCCCCACACUUCAUAAAGCAAAGUACUACAUUUGCAGCCCCCAUCGCUCUCACACAUGAGCAUAUUCUGUUGGCAGGAACCUCUGCGUCUAGGACUAUGGCUGGACAGGCUCAGCUCUCACUGGUUUUCCAGCAGUUUGGUGGUCUCCAUGAACCAAGUCACCUACGUGCAACUCGGUCCAGUGGAAGGAUGAGUUCUAAGCUCAGGGGAAUCCUAAGGUAUCCUCCAACAAGCUUGCGUCGGCUGGCGGUCAAGACAGAGGGACUAGAGGUUACUCUAAAAGGAGUUCUGAUGGAUGACAAAGUACUGGAAUUGUACUAG
Molecule: messenger RNA, 324 nt
Organism: Suillus fuscotomentosus
Lineage: Eukaryota; Fungi; Basidiomycota; Agaricomycetes; Boletales; Suillaceae
Exons: 4
Coding region: 1-324 (107 amino acids)
Source: RefSeq, a predicted model, not a curated record